Molecule: messenger RNA, 840 nt
Organism: Rhagoletis zephyria (snowberry fruit fly)
Lineage: Eukaryota; Metazoa; Arthropoda; Insecta; Diptera; Tephritidae
Product: E3 ubiquitin-protein ligase RNF144B-like
Biological process (GO): protein ubiquitination
Molecular function (GO): ubiquitin-protein transferase activity
Source: RefSeq, a predicted model, not a curated record
AUGUACGACAUGUACCGAGCGGUGGACACUUCGUCGCCGAUUCCCAGCGCCAGUAAAAACGAAGCCGCUCUCAGCAACAGUCACAAUGACUCAAUGAAUGGCAGCAACAACAACAGUGCCACCGUUUGCGGCAUCUGCCUGGACGAGUUUGCCCUCGAGUCACUGCACGUGCUGAAGAAGUGCCAGUGCGCCUUCUGCAGAGACUGCCUCUGCAAGUACUUCCAGUUCAUGAUCGACAAUGGCCACCUGCACAUCUUCUGUCCCUCCCACCGGUGCAUGGCCAACAGUCAGAUCGAGGCGGAGGAGGUGGCCGACCUGGUCAGCGUCGCCCACCAGGCGAAGUACCAGGUGAUGCGGGACAACAAGGUCCUCAAUGAGUACCUGGCGGCGAAUCAGAGCAAGGUCCGCUGUCCCUUCUGCGACAGCAUCUUCGACGUCCACGUAGUGGCGCCGGCGAAGAAGGAGAAGAGGCUUCAGAGGAGGUCUUCUGAAGCAGAAGUAAUUGACGUUGAAGAGGACGAUGAGGAGGUGAUGAUCACCGAGGAGACAAAGUCCAUUUCGAAUACCAUCAACCAAGAAGAAGAGAACUCCAGCGCAGCACAAUCAUCAACAUCAGAGGCGGAGACGGCGGCGGCGAAGAAGGCGGUGAGGUGUCCAAACUGCCUCGAAGCCUUCUGCGCCACCUGUCACAUUCGCCUGGAGACGCUGGAGGGCGGUCACAACUGCGCCGAUCUCAAUGAGGCCGUCCUUAGCGAGUACGACAUCAAGAAGUGUCCCAGCUGCAGCUACCUAAUUCAGCGCGAGGGCGGCUGCGCCCAGAUCUCCUGUCGAAACUGUCAG